Molecule: messenger RNA, 729 nt
Organism: Striga asiatica
Lineage: Eukaryota; Viridiplantae; Streptophyta; Magnoliopsida; Lamiales; Orobanchaceae
Source: the annotation of a GenBank genome assembly
AAAAAAAAAAAAAUAUCAGAAGAGAUAAAGAAAGUGAGGCUAAGCCAAAUAGACUCUGAAAAUCAAGAAGAUAUAAAGAAACCAAUAAAUGGCAGCGGCAGCUUCCACUUCAAUGGCGGCCACCGCCGUGUUGAUGCACCGCCUCCCGGCGACAAUUAACGGCGUCGUUUUCUGCCCUUUUCCCCAACGUCCUUCUCUCUCGUCUGCCCCGCUCAAACUGCUCAAAGAGUCCGGGAGGUCCUCUCAGUUCCUAAUCAAAGCCACAUCAUCUGAGGAGAGCGCUAGUGCUGUUGAUGCCAAUGAAUUGUUCAAUGAGCUGAAAGAAAAGUGGGAUGCAGUUGAAAACAAGACAACAGUGAUUAUAUAUGGCGGUGGUGCUAUUGUUGCCGUUUGGCUAGCUUCCGUUGUUGUUGGUGCUGUCAACUCAGUUCCUUUGUCGAGUAGAAAAGAAUUGGCAUCGGACAUAGAAGCACUGAAAAAGAAGAUUGCUGAAGCAGAAUAAGAAUGCACUGCCACGAUAUUUUCUUCAGUCUGUCGAAACCCCGGAUUUGCCUAACUUCCGUAUAUUUUGUGUAAGAGGGAUCAUAUGCCGUUGUAUUGCAUUUGAAAAUAAUGCUUCUUUGAUUUAUGCAUAUUGUUUUAACGAAAUCCCACAUUGUCUAUAAUAACAUAUCAGUGCUUUCACAUACACAAGAAUCAUAGCAUUAUCCAAUAUGAUUAAAAAAAAAU